Drosophila obscura is the source of this 1290-nucleotide messenger RNA. RefSeq names its product lipase 3. The record is from RefSeq and is a predicted model, not a curated record. The transcript is spliced from 2 exons. Gene Ontology annotation, molecular function: hydrolase activity, acting on ester bonds. Bases 44 to 1246 code for a protein of 400 amino acids. NCBI's taxonomy places the organism in Eukaryota, Metazoa, Arthropoda, Insecta, Diptera, Drosophilidae. Gene Ontology annotation, biological process: lipid metabolic process.
GUCAGUCGGUCAGCAAACCCCUGAGGUCUCUAUUGAUAUCAGCAUGGGUCCCAUCGUGUACGCUUUGCUGUUCAGUCUGGCCGCCGCUGGCGUGGUCAGCGCCGGGAAGUCCGAGUUCUGUUUGAGUGAGAUCGUGAGGUCGGACGAGCGCAUCCGAUCCCAUGGCUAUCCCGGCGAGGCUCACACAGUCAUCACCGAGGAUGGCUAUGAGCUGACCCUCUUCCGCAUCCCCUACUCGCCCAAGCUGAACAACCAGAACGAGAAGCGCCCCCCCGUCCUCCUGCAGCACGGCCUGUUCAGCAACUCGGACUGUUUCCUCUGCUCCGGACCGGACAACUCCCUGGCCUACCUGCUGGCCGAUGCCGGCUACGAUGUCUGGCUGGGCAAUGCCCGCGGCAACAUCUACUCGAGGGUCAACGGCCAGAUCUCGCUCAACAGCUACAAGUUCUGGCACUUCGACUGGCACGAGAUCGGCACCAUUGACAUUGCCGCCAUGAUCGACUACAUCCUCGAAGAGACCGACGCCACCAAGGUGCACUACGCUGGCCACUCCCAGGGCACCACCGUCUAUAUGGUGCUGCUCUCCGAGCGUCCCGAGUACAACGACAAGAUCGCGACGGGCCACCUGCUGGCUCCGUGCGCCUUCUUCGAGCACGGCACCUCGUUCGUCUUCAACGCACUGGGACCCUUGGUGGGCACCCCCGGCGGCAUUUGGAACCAGCUGUUGGUGGACACCGAGCUGAUACCCCAUAACAAUCUGGUCAAUCGCCUGGUGGACAAUGGCUGCCACAUCUCCGACGCAAUCUGCAACAAUGCCUUCAUUAUGUUCGCCAAUGGUGGCUACGAGAAUGCCAAUGCUAGCUCUAUGAAAGUGCUGGUUGAGACGCAUCCGGCUGGAUCCUCCAGCAACCAGGGCAUCCACUACUUGCAGCUGUGGGCAUCCCACACGUUCCGUCAGUACGAUUGGGGCACGAAGAAGAACAAGGAAAUCUACGGCCAGGAGCUGCCCCCCGAAUACGAUCUGGGCAAGAUCACUGCCCAAACACACUCCUAUUCGAGCCACAACGACGCCCUCUGCGGACCCGAGGACGUGGACACCCUGGUCUCCAAGUUCCCCCACCUGACAGAGGACCAUCGUGUGCCCGUCCAGAGCUUCAACCACUUGGACUUUAUCAUUGCCAAGAACAUGAAGGAGCUGAUCAACGAUCCGAUCAUCGAGCGCAUCAACAAGUACGAGGGUCGCUAGACAUGACCCCAAAAUAAAUACAAUCGCAAAUGCAUUUUAAUAUA